AUGCCACCUUCCAAGGAAAAUAAUCUUAUGUGCAUCUUUGACUUGUGCAACAGCUUCGAAAACAUCCUGGCCAGAGGGAUCAGCAGAUACUCAAGAUCUGCCAUGUAUUCCCAGUGGGCCAUGUACAAACGCAAGUACACUGCACCCAAAACCCAGAUUGAAAGGAGAAAGAAAGAGAACGUGACUGCUACCAUCUCAAAGCCAGUUGGUGGGGAUAAGAAUGGAGGAAACCAAGUGGUAAAGAUCCACAAAAUGCCUAGGUAUUACCCUACUGAGGAUGUGCCUAGGAAGCUGCUAAGUCAUGGCAAAAAGCCCUUCAGCCAGAAUGUGAGGGGACUGAUCUAUCAUCACCCCGGGCAUGGUCCUGAUCAGCUGGCUAGUGGCUUGCUACUGGUGACUGGACCUCUGACCAUCAACCGUGAUCCUCUGAGAAGAACCCAUAAGAAAUUUGUCAUUGCCACCUCUACUAGGGUUAACCUUUCAGGUGUGAAAAUUCCAAAUCAUUUUACUGAUGUUUACUUCAAGAAGAAGAGGCUCCGUAAACCUAGACACCAAGAAGGAGAGAUUUUUGACCCAGAAAAACAGAAAUAUGAUGUUAUAGAGCAACACAAGGCUGACCAGAAAGCCAUGGACUAUCAGAUCCUGCCGCAGAUCAAGAAAAUUCCUCAGCUCCAUGGCUACCUGCAUUCUGUAUUCUCUCUCUCCAAUGGAGUCUAUCCUCACAAACUGGUGUUUUAA
Molecule: messenger RNA, 738 nt
Organism: Dromiciops gliroides (monito del monte)
Lineage: Eukaryota; Metazoa; Chordata; Mammalia; Microbiotheria; Microbiotheriidae
Product: 60S ribosomal protein L6-like
Exons: 2
Coding region: 1-738 (245 amino acids)
Biological process (GO): translation
Cellular component (GO): ribosome
Molecular function (GO): structural constituent of ribosome
Source: RefSeq, a predicted model, not a curated record